AUGGCCGCAGUCACUCGUUUUGCCUUCCUGGCCACGGCCAUCGUCUUCCACCUCGUCUACAUCUUCUCCAUAUUCGACAUUUACUUCGUCAGUCCGAUUGUGUCGGGCAUGCGAUUGUUCGCCGUGGACCGCCCUGCGCCGGCCAAGCCCCCAGCAGAUCGCCUUGUGCUCUUCGUCGGCGAUGGAUUGCGCGCAGACAAGGCAUUUCAGUCCUUCCCCGAGCCGUACCCUGAGUCGGAUCAAGACCUCGUCCCGCGCCCCCUCGCGCCCUUCUUGCGUUCCCGCGUCCUGUCCGAGGGAACGUUUGGCGUAUCCCACACCCGCGUCCCCACCGAGUCGCGUCCCGGCCAUGUCGCCUUGAUUGCUGGCCUCUACGAAGAUGUCUCUGCCGUCGCGACAGGCUGGAAGCUGAACCCUGUCGACUUUGACAGUGUCUUCAACCGCAGCCGCCACACGUGGAGCUGGGGCAGCCCUGACAUCCUGCCCAUGUUCGAGCGCGGCGCCGUCCCUGGCCGUGUGGACGCCGUCACAUACGAGCCUGAAUUCGAAGACUUCUCCCAAGACGCAACGCGACUAGACUACUGGGUCUUUGACCACGUCAAGGCCUUCUUCGCUGAGGCGGCCACCAACCAAACCCUUGGUAAAGCCCUCCGUCAGGACAAAAACGUCUUUUUCCUUCACCUGCUCGGGCUCGACACGACCGGACACUCCUAUCGUCCAUACUCGAAAGAAUAUCUCCACAACAUCAAAGUCGUCGACCAAGGGGUCAAGGAGGUGACCGAGUUGAUCCAGAAGUUCUACGCCGACGACCGGACGGCCUUUGUCUUCACCGCCGAUCACGGGAUGAGCGACUGGGGUAGUCACGGCGACGGCCAUCCAGACAACACACGCACGCCCCUGAUUUCGUGGGGUGCUGGCGUCGCGCGUCCCGAGCUGCAUUCCGGGUCAGUUGCUCCCGGCCACGACGACUACUCCUCCAGUUGGGGCUUGGAUCAGGUGCGGAGGAACGACGUCGCCCAAGCCGACGUCGCGGCUCUCAUGUCCUACUUGAUUGGAACCGAGUUUCCCGCAAACUCUGUGGGCCAGCUUCCGCUCUCGUACCUGUCCGCCAGUACUCGCGAAAAGGCACAAGCCUUGCUGGUCAACGCCCAGGGUAUCUUGGAGAUGUACCGCGUUAAAGAGGAGAAGAAGAAGGAGACGGAGCUGCGAUUCAGACCGUAUCCCUUCCUGGGUGACGACGGCGUCUCGCCCGAUCAACGCGUCUCGGCCAUUCAGGGGCUUAUUGCGGCCGGCAAGUACGAAGAAGCCAUUGAAGAAUCGGACGCGCUUAUCGGCAUCGCGUUGGAGGGCCUCCGUUACCUGCAGACCUACGACUGGCUGUUUCUGCGCGCUCUCAUCACUGUUGGGUAUCUCGGCUGGAUGGCAUAUGCCAUCACCAGCGUCAUCGACACCUUUGUUUUGCACGAGAGCAUAGCGCCCAAGCGCACAGCCGGUGGCUUGGCCGCAUUUUCGUCCAUUCUCGUCGCGCUGUACGCUUCAUUCCUGGUCUCCAAAUCGCCGUUGACCUACUACGCAUACGCAUUCUUCCCUGUUGUCUUCUGGGAAGAGGUAUACGCACACCGAGACAGCUUGAUCUUGGGCCGCAAAGCCCUUUUCGGGCAUAUCGCAUCGGCAGGAGCCGUGGCAACAUUGGUAGGGCAUGCGGUGCUAUCCGUGGCCAUUGUUCAGUGCUUGGCGCUCAGCUACAUCUAUCGCGAAAUCCUCACGGGGAUUUUCAUCCUGGCGGCGACGUGGCCGGCAACAUACGGCGUCUUAUUUCUGCGGAAGCACGCGGGGUUGAGCCUUGCAUGGAUCGUUUCUUGUCUGAUUAUGAGCAUUUUCACUUUGCUCCCUGCUAUGAAGGCAGAAAACGUCACCCUGAUUCUUGUUGGUGGAACAGCCAUGACGGCCCUGGGCGUUCUGUACCUAGCUUUCGAGAGCCACAUCUUGUCCGACUUCAGAAGCCAACCGACAACGACAGCUCCCAAGACAGAUGACACAAUCAGGCGCACAAUAAUAGGCGCGCAGGUUGGUCUGGUGCCGCUGGCCAUGUUUGUGACCCGCUCGAGCGCCUUGAGCCUGCAAGCGAAGCAGGGCCUACCCGUAGGCAAUCAGAUUGUGGGAUGGGCUGUCCUAGUCGUGUCGCUGUUCAUGCCGCUGGCGUAUCGGCUGCAGAGCAGCACUCACUACAUGCAUCGGCUAGCUGUGAUAUUCCUGACGUGCGCGCCCACCUUUGUCAUCUUGACGAUAUCGUACGAGGGCCUGUUCUACGUGGCCUUCAGUAUCACGCUUCUCUUGUGGGUUCGGCUCGAGUACGCCGUUGAGACACAGGUUGCGAAGGCGAGCCUUAUGAAUGGAGCGGCGUCAGGGCAUGACAGCGGCCGCGUCGGGAGCCCCAAGUACAGGCCGUUGAGGCUGUCGGAUGCGCGCGUGGCGCUGUUCUUCAUGGUGCUUCUGCAGUCGGCGUUUUUCAGCACGGGCAAUGUGGCAUCAGUCUCGUCCUUUAGCCUGGAGAGCGUGACGCGUCUCAUCCCCAUCUUCGACCCCUUCUCACAGGGCGCGCUCCUGAUCCUGAAGAUCAUGAUACCAUUUGCGCUGAUCUCUGCGAACCUGGGGGUGCUCAACAAGCGGCUCGGGGUGGCGCCGUCGGCGCUCUUCAUGGUGGUCAUGGCGGCAAGCGACUUGUUGACGCUCUACUUCUUCUGGGUGGUCAAGGACGAAGGGUCUUGGCUGGAGAUUGGGUCGACAAUCAGCCACUUUGCCAUUGCCAGUCUUCUGUGCGUGUUUGUGGCCGGCCUCGAGGCAGUCAGCGCCAUGUUUAUCGCCGGCAUCGAGGUGGACGAGGGUCGCGAUGGCGAAGAAGCGCGGAGGGUGAGGCCAGAUGCGAGCAACGGCCACGGGACAAAGAGAGUGGCGGGCGGGAAGCCGACCAACGGGACGGCGAAAGGCUGA
This is a messenger RNA of Purpureocillium lilacinum, 2991 nucleotides long. RefSeq names its product glycosyl phosphatidyl inositol anchor synthesis. Gene Ontology annotation, molecular function: mannose-ethanolamine phosphotransferase activity. The record is from RefSeq and is a predicted model, not a curated record. Gene Ontology annotation, cellular component: endoplasmic reticulum membrane. NCBI's taxonomy places the organism in Eukaryota, Fungi, Ascomycota, Sordariomycetes, Hypocreales, Ophiocordycipitaceae. Gene Ontology annotation, biological process: GPI anchor biosynthetic process.